This is a messenger RNA of Melampsora larici-populina 98AG31, 714 nucleotides long. RefSeq lists its product as uncharacterized. Lineage: Eukaryota; Fungi; Basidiomycota; Pucciniomycetes; Pucciniales; Melampsoraceae. The record is from RefSeq and is a predicted model, not a curated record. The transcript has a single exon. The coding region runs from base 1 to 714 and encodes 237 amino acids.
AUGGAGUCGACUUCUCCAGAUCAGCCAAACAUGGAGGAUCGAGAUAUUUCUACAUCAGCCACAACCAAUACAAUCAGCAAAAUCAACACCAAUCAAAAUCAGCUAGAUACCUCCACUGUUGAAAUUUCCAAAGCUCUAUCACCUAACAUCAAAUCAAUGUCUUCUGAUAAAACAAACACUCAAAAUCGGCUUGAACCUAUGUCAUCCACAACCAAUACAACUAGCGAAGUCACCUUAGAUGAAGGGAAUCCCAACGAUUCUACCAUCCGAUCCUCUGGAGCUCUUCAUGAUAUCAUAGAAUUGAACCCUGAAAAAAACAAGAAUGCAGAUAAUAUCAAAUCAGCAAUUCCCAAUACAACUUUGGAAGAGGAUCCCGCAUUCAUAUGCGACCAGCUUGCUUUGCAGAGCGCUUUGAAAGCGCAGGAGACUCUCUGUACUCUUGAUUCUUCUGUCUUUCAAACCGAAGACACCAGGUCUGUUCCUUUCCAGGAUUCCUCUUCUCAGACUGCCAACCUCGCAGUCACCAAUGUCCGAUCAGCCCGUUUGGAAGAGAAAAAUCAGCCUGUAAUUGAUGGUUCAACUCAACAAGUGUUACAACCAGCUCCUGAGUUUGCCUCAGAUAAUUCAUUGAUUUCCCCUACCUCGGCUUCAACAGAUUCUUUGUCAUAUACAAGUGCAAUGAUUUCUAUAUCUCAAGCUUGUACAAGUGACUAG